This is a messenger RNA of Phragmites australis (common reed), 1074 nucleotides long. RefSeq lists its product as uncharacterized. Gene Ontology annotation, biological process: transmembrane transport. The transcript is spliced from 11 exons. The coding region runs from base 34 to 1074 and encodes 346 amino acids. Lineage: Eukaryota; Viridiplantae; Streptophyta; Magnoliopsida; Poales; Poaceae. Gene Ontology annotation, molecular function: transmembrane transporter activity. Gene Ontology annotation, cellular component: membrane. The record is from RefSeq and is a predicted model, not a curated record.
GGUCCGGGGCUUCGGUGAGCGGUGCUCGAACUCAUGGAGGUCAAAAAGGACGUAUGGGGCCUGCUGCUCGUGCUCCUCCUCGGCCAGCUCGUCGCCUUCUCCAUGGCUGCCGCAAGCUUCACCUCCUCCCUCAUUGCUAAUCUUGCAGUCGAUGCACCACUCACACAAUCUUUCUUCGCGUACCUGUUGCUGACCUUAGUUUAUGUACCAAUCGUCCUGCGUCGACGGCAGAAGUUGCAAAUAGCUUGGUAUUGGUAUCUAGCCCUGGCCUUCAUUGAUGUCCAGGGGAAUUAUCUUGUUGUGAAGGCAUAUCAGUAUUCAUACAUCACCAGUGUAACUUUGUUGGAUUGUUGGACUGUUGUAUGGGUCAUCAUACUCACCUGGUACGCACUGGGCACAAGAUAUUCGAUCUGGCAGUUUGUGGGGGCAGGGACAUGUGUGGCGGGGCUUGCCCUUGUGCUCCUUUCAGAUGCGAAGUCUCCAGAGCAAGAUCCGAGUAAAAUACCACUUCUGGGGGAUGCCCUUGUUAUUGCCAGGACAGUUUGUUUUGCAUUUAGCAAUGUUGGGGAGGAGUACUGUGUCAAAAAGAAAGACCGAGUUGAAGUUGUUGCAAUGCUUGGAUCCUUUGGGUUGCUAAUCAGUAUAGUUCAGAUAUUUAUAUGUGAAAGGAAGAGCCUAGAAGCAGUUACCUGGUCUCCGACAAUGAUAAGUCUGUUCGCAGGAUUUGCAGUGGCAAUUUUCAUGUUCUACACAAUUACUCCUUUUGUUCUCAAGAUGAGUGGAGCAACAUUGUUCAACCUUUCACUCUUAACAUCUGACAUGUGGGCAGUCGCUAUUCGAGUUUUAUUCUAUCAUCAGCAGAUAAACUGGCUGUACUAUCUAGCAUUCACAGUUGUGGCCAUUGGAUUGAUCAUCUACUCACUAUAUGAAAGUUCUUCAGAUGAUGAAAUAGCUGCGAGUACAGAAGCAGAAGGCCAAUAUCAGCAACUUCGAAGUGAGGAUAAUUCAACAGGAAGUGGUUCUAAUUUGGGCAAACAAGAAAGGACACAUAAGGAAGAAGUUCACAUUUGUUAG